UCUGGAGGUGAGUCUGAAACGUCAUUGAGUUGCCUCGUCAAAAUAUUUGUCGUCGAACGAAACUGUUUUCCACAAUUUUUCUUGUCGUGAGUAAAAAAGACGUAAAAUCAGAAGCGAAAAAAUGUUGCGCACCGUCUCAGGUCGUUUGAUGAACGUCGUUCGUGGAUCCAUGAACUUGUCGGCAACCCGUUUGGCUGCCAUCGGAUCAGUUCGUUACAGCCAUGGACCCGUUGAGUCAGAUGAGGCUUUUGAUGCCCGCUACGAAGCCUACUUCAAUCGCCCCGAUAUCGAUGGAUGGGCAAUCCGUCAAGCCAUGAACGAUUUGCUCGGCAUGGAUCUUGUACCUGAACCCAAAAUCAUUUGUGCCGCAUUGAGAGCUUGUCGUCGCAACAAUGACUAUGCAUUGGCUACCAGAUGGAUGGAAGGCGUUAAGGACAAAUGCGGCGGUCAUGAAAAUGUCUACAAGUACAUUUUGCAAGAGAUCCGACCAACCUUGGAUGAACUCGGUGUGUUGACUGUCGAGGAAAUUGGCUACGAUAAACCACAAUUAGGAUUGAAAACAGUUUUCGAGUAAAGAAUUCAGUCAAAAAUAACCUCUGUUCUAUCAUAAAAAAUGUAAUAGCGAAAAAAUAAAUUCCAAAUAAAAGCAGAAAAAUUA
This is a messenger RNA of Culicoides brevitarsis, 658 nucleotides long. It is a transcript of the gene COX5A, whose product is annotated as cytochrome c oxidase subunit 5A, mitochondrial. The transcript is spliced from 2 exons. Lineage: Eukaryota; Metazoa; Arthropoda; Insecta; Diptera; Ceratopogonidae. The coding region runs from base 122 to 574 and encodes 150 amino acids. The record is from RefSeq and is a predicted model, not a curated record. Gene Ontology annotation, cellular component: mitochondrial inner membrane. Gene Ontology annotation, biological process: mitochondrial electron transport, cytochrome c to oxygen.